UUCUUCGUCAUAGUGAUCGAAUUGCACAUUUGUGUAGUUCUGCAAUCAAAUUCGUUGUGCACCGGCAUUAAAUUAAAGACACAACCGUGUUUAAAACUCCACCUACAAAUCGAGGUUAACUACUAUUGUGCUAUGAAUAGCGUUAACGAAGCGUGCAGUCAGUUGAAGCAAAAUUAUGAUGCAUGCUUUAACACAUGGUUCACAGAAAAAUUCCUGAGAGGAGAUCAUUCAACAGACACAUGUAGUCCAUUUUUCAAACUGUACCGUGAAUGUGUAAGGAAAGCAAUUCAAGAUCAAAAGAUUGACCUUAAAGAGAUAGAAAAAGAAGUCAUGGGCACUGAAGAAGAGCUCAAACCACCUGGUUCUAAAUGAUAAUUAUUCUGCAGCAAUUAUUUCCUCAAAUAAUAAAUCAUUCUUGUAAAGAAAA
Molecule: messenger RNA, 427 nt
Organism: Daphnia carinata
Lineage: Eukaryota; Metazoa; Arthropoda; Branchiopoda; Diplostraca; Daphniidae
Product: TP53-regulated inhibitor of apoptosis 1-like
Exons: 4
Coding region: 133-372 (79 amino acids)
Source: RefSeq, a predicted model, not a curated record